Menidia menidia (Atlantic silverside) is the source of this 7145-nucleotide messenger RNA. Lineage: Eukaryota; Metazoa; Chordata; Actinopteri; Atheriniformes; Atherinopsidae. The record is from the annotation of a GenBank genome assembly.
ACACACACACACACACACACAUGCUGGCCGGAUCCCUCUGAGACAGCCGAGAGCGCCUCGUUCACUCAUCCAAAAGCCAGAGACGAGCAUUUUUUAAUGGAAAAUGGCGAUAGGCGAAAGGUCUCGCAGCAUCGUCUGCUUGGUAUCUAUCCAGAUUAUCUUGAUUUUCAGCGCAUCGUGGCCUGGAGCGCAGGGGCUCACAUUCCCACAGCAAUACACUCAGCCUGCAAUCUUUGUCCACAGGAUAAUGCACUGGGCCCGGCGCAUCGAGCAGGAGAUUGACAGAGUCUUUCAGCACAUCUCUGGAGCUCAGCAGUUGAAAGGGAUAUACAAUGAAGAAAGACGACGCUUCAGUCUGGUGAAGAAUCAGCCACGAAGGAUUGUGGAGAAAGUGGCUCUGGAUAUAGAGAAGCUCCUGGCUAAAAAGCGCAAAGCACUAGAUAGGUUAGCCAGCGAAGCAGAGCGGCUCCAGCGAGAGCAUCUAUGGCAGGACGGAAUCAAGGAGUUGGACAUGGCCUAUUAUGACUCCAAGGCAGAGCUGGAUUAUUAUUCCAUGGAUGGAGAAGGAGAAGUGGAGAAUCCCUCUCAUAUCAAGCUUGAGUUUGUGUAUGACCCGAACUUCAAAAAUAACGUCAACUAUUCUUAUACAGCUGUUCAGAUUCCCACUGAUAUUUAUAAAGGAGGCAAUUUUUGCUGUCUCCCUUUUUUUUCCCCACUAGCUCCAGUGAUUUUGAAUGAACUUAACUGGACACAGGCGCUGGAGAAAGUCUUCAUGGAGAACAGUCGAGAAGACCCCUCACUUCUCUGGCAGGCUUUUGGGAGUGCAACUGGAGUCACUCGCUACUACCCAGCAACACCUUGGAAAACCCCUGAUAAAAUCGACCUGUAUGACGUCAGGAGGAGGCCCUGGUACAUUCAGGGCGCUUCGUCUCCUAAAGACAUGGUCAUCCUUGUUGAUGUGAGUGGCAGCGUCAGCGGGCUGACACUCAAACUCAUCAAAGCUUCAGUGAUGGAAAUGCUGGACACUCUAUCUGAUGAUGACUAUGUCAAUGUGGCAAGGUUUAACGAGAAGGCCGAGGCCGUGGUUCCCUGCUUCAAACAUUUAGUCCAGGCUAAUGUGCGCAACAAAAAGAUCUUUAAGGAGGCUGUGCAGCAGAUGCAGGCCAAAGGCACCACCGAUUACAAAUCUGGAUUUCAUUUUGCUUUUAAUCAGCUCCUAAAUAGGACAAAUGUCCCACGGGCUAACUGCAAUAAGAUUAUUAUGCUGUUUACUGAUGGAGGAGAGGACAGAGCUCAGGAUGUCUUCAUGCAGUACAACUGGCCCAACAAAACAGUGAGAGUAUUUACCUUUUCUGUGGGUCAACAUAACUAUGAUGUCACACCUUUACAGUGGAUUGCCUGCACAAAUAAAGGUUACUAUUUUGAGAUCCGCUCCAUCUGUGCUAUAAGGAUUAACACCCAGGAGUACCUUGACGUGCUGGGACGCCCCAUGGUUCUGGCAGGCAGUGAGGCCAAGCAGGUUCAGUGGACUAACGUAUACCAGGAUGCGCUGGGUCUUGGCAUGGUUGUAACUGGGACGCUACCUGUGUUCAAUCUCACCAUGGAGGGACACUCACAGGUUACAAGAUUUGUGUUUAUCUCACCACUUGGAGCUAAUGGAUACAUAUUUGCCAUUGAUCCAAAUGGAUAUCUGCUCCUUCAUCCUAACCUUCAGCCAAAGCUUGUGAACCUUCCUGAACCUGUGACUCUGGACUUUCUGGAUGCAGAGGUGGAGGACAGCAAUAAAGAGGAGAUCCGCCGACAAAUGAUUGAUGGAAGACCGGGUGAAAUGCAGAUUAAAACCCUUAUCAAGUCAAUUGAUGAGCAAUACAUCGAUGAUGUCUACAGAAGUUACACCUGGACUCCAAUCAAUGGCACAGAUUACAGUCUUGGCCUGGUAUUACCGCCUUACAACGAGUACUACAUCCAGGCAGACCUCAGUGAUGUGAUGCUGCAGCUUCAGUAUAUGCAGUCGUUGCUGCCCAGCUCCUUUGAAUCAUCUGGACAUGUAUUUCUGGCUCCAAGGGAAUACUGCAAGCGUCUGCAGCUUUCUGACAACAACACAGAGUUUCUGCAGAACUUUCUUUCUCUCAUGCUGGACAUUUCCCCAGAGUCUGAUGAAUGUGACCAAGGCCUCAUCCACAACCUGAUCUUAGAUUCAAGGAUAAUUGGACAGCUCGCCUCUCGCAUAUGGAAGAACAAAGACCUGAAUGCGUAUGGUUUCCUAGCGGUAUUUGCGUCUACAGACGGAGGAAUAACACGGGUUUUUCCCAACAUGGCUUCCGAGUUGUGGGACGAGGAUCCUGAACCUUUUAAUUCAAAUUUCUACCGACGAAGCCUCGAUAAUAAAGGCUACAUGUUCAGACCUCCACUGAGAUCCUCUUUUGAUGACACCGUUGGAGCAGAAAAUGGCACCGUUGGAAUCCUGGUUAGUUCAGCUGUGGAGGUUAAUUUAGGAGGUAAACUGCUCAAACCUGCAGUGGUUGGUGUGAAACUUGACCUGGAGGCCUGGGUGGACAAGUUUAAAAUCCUUGCCAGCAAUGUGUCAGACAGUCGGCAGGGCUCACACAAGUGUGGACCAUCACGGAGCUGUGAGAUGGACUGUGAAGUAAACACAGAUAUUGGGCUCUUCUUCGGUGAUGUGGACCCUUACCUGAUGCAUGCCCUCUACAACAACUCAAUCUUCAACCGCCUACAGUCUUUUCACUUCCAGUCUGCAUGUGAACCUGUCAGCAGCAGCCACACUGGCGCCGCACCGAGGGGCGUCUUUGUGCCGUCCAUUGCUGACAUCCUGAACUUGGCCUGGUGGACGUCCACAGUGGCAUGGUCUGUGACCCAGCAGCUUCUGUAUGGACUUGCCUACAACAGCUGGCUUUACCAAGACGAUGUCGUGGUUGAAGGCUUUGAGACAAGAGAAAGCAGCUGUGUGACCAUCCAGAGCCAGUUCUACUUCACAAACACCACAAACUCCUACAAUGUGCUGCAAGACUGUGGAAACUGCUCACGGCUGUUCCACGCAAAGCGGAUAGAAAACACCAACCUGCUCUUUGUGGUGGCCGAGACGUUGCCCUGCAGCUCCUGUGAGAUCGAGAGGCUGACGCAGGUCAGAACAGAGUUUCAAGAGGAAAAUCCAUGUGAGGUAUUGAGCAACGCACGAUACCGUAAAGGCCCAACCUCCUGCUUUGACUACAGUGCCUUAGAAAACACGUCAGAGUGUGGACGGGCGCAUUCUCUGCAGUCCUCUAUAGGAGUCCUGAUCUUCAUUCAGCUCACUCUGCCUCUCUUUCAUCUCUUACAUGUGAAGACACUCUGACAUUUUCCAUGUCUUUUAGUUUUGGCUCGGAUCUACUGAAGGUCAUAUCAAACAGCGACUGCCACAUUCUUCUUUUUUGAUCUACUAACUGCUCACGGUGCUUUGUGCUCGGAAAGAAAGCCCCCGGUUAGCUUUGGAUUCUUUUUUCCUUUUGCUUUAAUGCCCAUGCAUUUCUUUGUGUUUCAGGACAUGAGUGCAAAAUGUGGAAAGAGAAUGCGUUGAGUUUGCAUGCUGAAGAAGAACAUGCAUGUUUUAUAUUACUUUGAUUUUUUUUUUUUCACUUGGGCUCAGCUACAUUAAUCAUCCACAGAAAGUCAAGGAGGCAGCCAAAACGUACUUUAAAUGGGCCAGUGGAGGAACAACUUAACAGAUAUGACGUCAGCCUUUGGUACUGACUGUGCUGCUGAAGUGAAAAAUGAUCUGAAAUUCAUCUGUUUGUUUUCUUUCUGGUGAAGACAGAUCAGUGGAGGAUGUGUUUGCAUCGUAGAGUUGCUGUACCUAUUUGUGGAAAUACCCUUUUAAAAGAGAAAGCCCAGCAUUCCACCUUUAUAUUUAGUUAGUAUAGCAGUGUUUGUAUGUUUUGGUGCUUUUAGCCAUCCAUAUGGAAACCUUUCCAAGGCAUUUCAACGGCAUCCCACACAGCCUUCAAAUGUACAUAAAAAAAGGAAUUUGCUGCUGUUUUAGCUCCAUACUCCCACCUGUAUUUUUCAAGAUGACGCUUGUGGCAGCUUUGUUUUUGUUAGCUUAAAAUGACUCCUCUGUGCCUGUUUUUGUUUGCAUGUCUGGUCCUUGUAAUUGUCUUCUUAUGUAGAGCACAGGAAACUACUGCAGCUUUUGCUGUUACAUGAUGGUAGAUCUGAGCCUUAACUUCACAUUCACUCCAGUGUCUUUUGAUCCACCUCUGACCUUUGCCAGGACAGUUUUAGAUUUGUCGACUGCGUGAUCCACUAAAGGACCCCGAAUGACCUCCAUCUGCGCUUUAAACCGCUUAUUUGUCUAUAAGGUCUUUAAAACAAAUUUGAUUUCUGAGAAAACAUUUCAAAUUUCAUUGCUUUUCCCCCCUGAAUGUUUUUUCUCUGAGCAUUUUGAUACAUGAAACAACAUAUGAGAGAAAAAACAAUGCAAUGGCAAAAGAUACUGAUUUACCAUGAUGCAUAUAAAUGAAGAAACAUGUGAAGUUUUAUUGUGCUAUAAGAUUAUUUGCAGUUCACUUUGUUGAAAUCUUACCAUGGAUGUUCAGCAGGAUUUUGAAGUGCUUCCAGUCCAGUUAGACGUUGCCAAAAGACGGGAUGUCAAACAACAGACGACUGAUCAUGUAAAAGUAUGCGUCCUGGUAAACCUCGGGACUUAGCGGCGUGUAACGCCUCACAUUGCAAUAAUGCUAUGAUCAUUGGAUAUUUUACUCAAACAAUGAUAUUAAUUCAUGAUAAAAUGAGUAAACUAUUGAUGUACUUUACUAGCACAAAACAUGAGCAUUGUGUGACCAACACAUUUGAACACACUUUAAAGAUCAGUUGCUUGAUGGAUAGGAAGCUUUUUGCCCAAUUUUUUUGUCUUGUAUUGCCAAUAUUUGUAAAAUCUGAAUUUAUGCACUUAUGUACGCUUCUGUAUGGGGAAUGUAGCUUCUGAACAGCUAUUGGUAUAAUCAAUAUGUUGUCAGUAUGCUGUGCUUUUAAUCUUCUGUACCAGUGCACCUGAACGUUGUAAUUCACUGUGGUGAGUGUUUCUGUUAUCAUGCAUACCUGUGAAGACAGACUUUUAGAAACAGUCUUGAGAACAUUUGCACUGAAAAAGGCUUCUUAGCUUGUACUUCUAGGACUGCAGUGGUAGCAUGGUUACAGUGUUUUAUGCUUUUUAUUGGAUGGGUUGACACAGCUCCGGUCUGGUUCAGCUCACUCCAGCUCAUGGAUAUAGGCUGCAGAUGAUCAACUUGAAGUUAAUGCACCAUGGCUACAGCCUGUCAUACACAGACUCAGCUCUGCUGGAAAUGGUUGUCUUUUUUUUUUUAUUUCAUUGAGCUUGCAGCCUAUAUGUCACAUAAUCUGAACAUUAUUUAUACACAGAUUUCCUAUGCAGGUGAGUGUUAAAACAUCAUUCUGUAUUCAGACAAAAAUGAUAAAAUUAUACAAAAAUGACAAAAAAACAAACAGAAAUUAGUCUCCCACAGUGAAUCACUCCGUCAUGUCUUUAUGUUGUCAUUUGAUCUGGCUGCCAGGAAAACAUGGGGUAUUUUUGAAAAGCCUUUUGAACAAAACAUUUGUAAACCAAUGUUUUUUCCGUCUGCCUGGUGUCCCACCCCGCAGUGCCUUGUUGCACUCGCCAUUUUCGAUAAAAGGAACAUUUGGAUCUCUGAUGUGGACAUUUGCCCUGCAGGCUUUGUGAGCGACACACUUACAUUUGAAGAGGUACAGUGGUCCAGCUUUAAAAGGACUUCUUAUUCAGGAAAUAUGAAAUGAUGCUCUCCAAGAACAUUUUUAGUGGAGCACACUUGUGAAAGAGCACUGCCUUCUCAUGGACAGGCUUGAAUCAAAGCACAGACUUUGUCCAUUUUCAUAGAUUUCUACGCCAUUCCCAUCUGCACCGUGUUAAUACUAUUUGACAUCAGUUGGGAAUUUGUGCUUCUCAGUUUGGACUGAUUGAAAUGAAUGAAUGUUUAUGUACAGUAUACCCACUGUUGUUCUUUUCUUCUGCACCCAAGCAUGGUGGGGAUAUGGAGAAUUAAGACCUCAGCAAAGACAAGACCUGUAGUACAACUUCUGGUCAUUUAGCCGUGCUAAGACGACACUGCUGUUCUCUGAGGCAAGGCAUUUUUAGGAGUUUGCCACCGCCAAACAUGGAAUAUAUUACCACAUCUGAGGUCGGUGUUGUUGUUUUGUUUCAAAUGACUGGUACUUAAUUGCAUGAUAUUUUGAAUACUUUACAGAUUUGUGUGCAUAGUCUUCUGAAUAUUUUACAUUCCUGUCUGCAUCUGGCUCUAGCCCUGUGAUUGUGCCUACUGUGGAUACUGCAGGUGAUGAGGAAGCCGUAAAUUUAGCUGAAAGUAACAUUUUUAGCUGAAACCUACAGUGUUCACGUUUUUGGCAGCAAGUGAUAGCACAGAGAAGUUCAGAGUUAUGAGUUAAGUACUGCCUGAUGAAUAGAAUCUUCAUUAAAAAAGUCUCAAAUGAUGUAAAAGCACAGGAAAUUAUUUAUGCAUCUAAAGGUUGUAUAAAAAAUAAGGCAGUGGCAUGUGUGAGGACGUUAUUAAUCAACAUAAUCAGAACUUAAAUGUCAGUGUUGCUUUCUCACUUACUCAUUUCCUAUUUUGUUCAUUAACCAGUUUACAAGGAAAAUGGCAAAACAAACAAAAAAGAUCUAUAUAUUCUGUCUAUUUGUGUCUUUCAUUUAAUGAUUAUCAAAUGAUAAGAAUGUUUUGGCUGUAACUUUGCUCUCCAUUUUGCUGAUGUCGUUGUUUACUCUGGAAAGUUUCCUCUCUUUGUGCCAGCCUCCGACACCACCUCAUUUUGUACAGACAAUGUGAAGCAGUCUGCAGAAGAUGAAGACUUACUUUGUAAAGAUUUUCGCAGUCUCAUUAUGAAAUGGAUAUUUAAAUGUUUUUAUCUUUGUGAUUAAAUGCGGUUGAUAUUUUUCACUUUAGUUAUGAUUUUUUCUAAAAAGAUUGCAACAUUCAUCAUUUACUUACUAAUUCUAUAUACAGUAUAUACAGAGGCCCGUUGUGAGCCUAUGGGAAACUUCCAAAAUGUAAACACUGAACAGUAAUAAUCAAGCUAUUUAGAAAACUAAGUUCUUAUGC